AUGGAUACGUACGCGCUGCAUCUAGCGAUGGCGGCUCUAGUCGGAGCAUCAUGUGUGGCAGUAUCCGCUUAUUAUAUGCAUCGCAAAACCCUAACUCAACUUCUCGAGUUCGCCAAGACGGUAGAGAGAGAACGAGAAAGAGAAGACGACUCCGAUGGAGGCGGCGGAUCGUCGCCGCAGCAUUUGAAGAAGCGGCGGAGUCACGGACGGAGGGAAGGAAGUAAAGGUUACUACAAUAAGCGUGGCUCGGCUUCGUUACCGGAUGUGACGGCGAUUUCUGGUGGUGGAAUUGAUGGAGAGGAGAAACGGAACGGUCAGGUGGUUUAUGUCGAAGGGAUUCCGACUGGAUUGCCGAGACUUCAAACCUUGCCUAAAGGGAAAUCUGCUGGGCAUGUCAAGAGGCAUGGAAGUUUUAUCAGACCAACUUCUCCAAAGUCUCCUGGUGCCAGUGCUAGUGCCUUUGACAGUGUGGAAGGAUCAGAUGAUGAAGAUAAUAUGACUGACAAUUCUAAACUAGACACUUCAUAUCUGCAUAUUAAUGGAAAUGCUGAUAUAAAGGAUGUUUUACCACAACACGUUAAUGCAAAUGGAGACCAAAUGGCUAUACCUGCUUCAAGCAUGAUUCGAUCCCAUAGUGUGUCUGGUGACCUGCAUGGUGUUCAGCCCGAUCCUAUUGCAGCUGAUAUUCUAAGGAAAGAGCCAGAACAAGAAACUUUUGCACGACUUAAAAUUUCCCCUAUGGCAGAGGUGCCAUCACCAGAUGAAGUGGAGUCCUAUAUAGUUCUUCAAGAAUGCCUUGAAAUGCGAAAAAGGUAUCUAUUCAAAGAAGCCAUUGCUCCAUGGGAGAAAGAAAUUAUUUCUGAUCCUAGCACACCAAAGCCUAAUCCCGAUCCAUUCUCCCAUACACCAGAGGGAAAAUCUGAUCAUUAUUUUGAGAUGCAAGAUGGGGUCAUCCAUGUCUAUCCAAAUAAAGACUCUAAGGAAGAACUUUUUCCUGUUGCUGAUGCGACAACGUUUUUCACUGAUUUGCAUCACAUACUUCGUGUUAUUGCUACUGGAAAUAUCAGAACUCUAUGUCAUCAUCGCCUGAAUCUCCUAGAACAAAAAUUCAACCUUCAUUUGAUGCUUAAUGCGGAUAGAGAGUUUCUUGCUCAGAAAAGUGCUCCACAUCGUGACUUUUAUAAUGUCAGGAAAGUUGAUACGCAUGUUCAUCAUUCUGCAUGCAUGAACCAGAAACAUCUUUUAAGGUUUAUAAAGUCAAAAUUGAGGAAAGAGCCUGAUGAGGUUGUGAUUUUUCGAGAUGGAACAUAUUUGACUUUGAAAGAAGUGUUUGAGAGUUUGGAUUUGACUGGUUAUGAUCUCAAUGUCGACCUCUUAGACGUUCAUGCAGACAAGAGCACAUUUCAUCGCUUUGAUAAGUUCAACCUGAAGUACAAUCCCUGUGGUCAAAGUAGGCUCAGGGAGAUUUUCCUUAAACAAGAUAAUCUCAUCCAAGGCCGUUUCCUUGGUGAACUGACAAAACAAGUCUUUUCUGAUCUCUCUGCUAGUAAAUAUCAGAUGGCUGAAUACAGAAUAUCAAUAUAUGGUAGAAAGCAAAGUGAAUGGGACCAAUUGGCUAGUUGGAUAGUGAAUAAUGACUUGUACAGUGAAAACGUUGUUUGGUUAAUCCAGCUUCCAAGACUGUACAAUAUCUACAAGGAUAUGGGGAUUGUGACAUCAUUUCAGAAUAUUCUUGAUAAUAUCUUUAUUCCGCUUUUCGAGGUUACAAUUGAUCCAGAUUCGCAUCCUCAGUUGCAUGUUUUCUUGAAACAGGUUGUUGGGCUGGACUUGGUUGAUGACGAAAGCAAACCUGAAAGACGGCCGACAAAGCACAUGCCUACGCCAGCUCAAUGGACCAAUGUGUUCAAUCCUGCAUUUUCAUACUAUGUUUAUUAUUGUUAUGCCAACCUCUACACACUAAACAAGCUUCGUGAGUCAAAGGGCAUGACAACUAUCAAAUUCCGUCCCCAUUCUGGAGAGGCUGGUGAUAUUGACCAUCUUGCAGCCACAUUUCUUACGUGUCAUAAUAUCGCCCAUGGGAUCAAUCUGAGGAAAUCUCCUGUACUUCAGUAUUUGUAUUAUCUGGCACAGGUUGGCUUGGCUAUGUCUCCUCUGAGCAACAAUUCCUUAUUUUUAGACUACCAUAAGAACCCUUUUCCCAUGUUUUUCCUAAGGGGUCUCAAUGUUUCUCUUUCCACCGAUGAUCCGCUCCAAAUCCACUUAACAAAAGAGCCCUUGGUGGAAGAAUAUAGCAUAGCUGCUUCUGUGUGGAAGUUGAGUGCAUGCGAUCUGUGUGAGAUUGCCCGGAAUUCUGUCUACCAAUCAGGUUUCUCGCAUGCUUUGAAGUCGCAUUGGAUUGGUAAAGAGUACUACAAGAGAGGACCAGAUGGAAAUGAUAUUCACAAGACAAAUGUUCCACAUAUCCGGGUGGAAUUUCGAGACGCGAUAUGGAGAGAGGAGAUGCAACAGGUUUAUCUUGGCAAGGCCAUUAUCCCUGACGAUGUGGACAAACUGGAGACUAAGGUGUUACACAAUCAAACCAAUGGCAAGAAGGGAAUCUCUCAAGCUUUAGUUUUGCUUCGGACAUCAACAGCUGCCGCCGCCAUUAUUAUUACUUCGGAGAUAGAAGGUAUACAGCCAACCCAAAGGCAUACAUGGAAAAGAAAACUGAGGCAUAAAUGGAACUCGCAUUCAAAGGUAUCAUGA
Dovyalis caffra is the source of this 2745-nucleotide messenger RNA. The record is from the annotation of a GenBank genome assembly. Lineage: Eukaryota; Viridiplantae; Streptophyta; Magnoliopsida; Malpighiales; Salicaceae.